AUGGCACUACCGUUUGACGACGAGCUGACCCAAUUCCUCGCACAGAACAUAUGGCUGGAUCCCCUCUUAUUGCCUUCAAAAUUCCCCUUACCCACAGAACUAAUCACACCACCGUCACUCGCACCGCCGCCGCCCUUCCUUCCCUCACCGCUUCACUUUAGCCCUCCUCCUCCUCCUACUACCACUACACCUACUACCUUCUUCAGCAACAACAACAACAACAAUAACAACAACAACAGCAACAAGCCCACAAAAAACAAAUCACACAAUGCAAUUGAGCGCCGUUACCGCAACAAUAUCAAUGAGCGGAUAGCCGAACUGAAGGCUGCUGUGCCUGCACUACAACACACACGGCAAGCCAAAGCCGACGAAACCAGUAGUACUGGAAACGCUAACAUUGACGAAGAUUCCGAAGAAUAUGUCGACGGUGUAGCUGUUGCAUCCAAAAUCAACAAAGCAACAAUCAUGCGCAAAGCGACAGAAUACAUUGUCCAUCUGCAGCAUACAAACGACCAACUCAAACGGGAAAACCAAAUAUUGGAGCAGCUCAUGCAGCAGCUGCCAGGGGGGAUACCGGUAUUGACACGGUACAGAGGUAUGAAGCUUCAGCAACAGCAGCGCAAACAACAACAGCAAGACGACGAUCUGCAAGGGGAGGAUGAAGACGACCAGCAGCAAUUCCAGCAACAGCAACAACAACAACAACAACAUCAUCAUCAUCAACAGCAACAAAAUACGUUCAUGGCAUUAUUUAUGUGUUUAUCAUUCUCCAUGGAUCAAAACAUCACCUCACUCACCACACACGCCCUUGCCUCCUCCCAUCCCUCCUCACCGCCAUCAUACGACAUUUGGGCACUCAUUCGUGGAUCCCUCCUCGUCAUCUGCCUUGUAUUUCUUCUGUACCGCCGUCACCACUAUGAGAAACAAAGCACACUCUUACUUCUUUGCAGCCUUGCUGCAGAAUCCGCGCAGCUGGUAAUCCGACACACGUUCGGUUGGUCACAACACCAACACGACGGACAGGAAGCCGAGCGCUGGAUCGAUAUCCACGCCAAUCCAUCCUCAUCACCGCUUGUGCGCCUCUACGCCUGUGUCCGCAUGAUCAACGUCGCCUGUCCAGACCAACUCACUUAUGUAUACGCCUGCGCCGCCAUGCAGUUUUAUCCAUACUGUACAUGGAUAUCCCGACACUUUUGGCGACUGGCCAUGUACGAGACCGACGACGACAUGCUCGUAUGGGACGUGCACCAACAACCUCCGUGUGAAGAUGCAAUGCUGGAUUCGCAAGCCUGGAAAGAAGCCGUAGAGCGUGGCGCAGAUCUUGACGAAUUGUCUCGAUUGCACCUACUCGACAAUUUGCGUACCGAACUAGGUCGACUGGUCAUUUCAGUGACAUCAAGUCCGCCACCGGUGUCUGAAAAGAAGAAUAGCGAUGAGGAGCAGACAGCAUUUGAACGGAUAUUGUAUAAUGACGAUCAUUGUCACGAACACGCGUUCCCGCGUUGGCUAGCUGCGGUUGGUGCGACAGUUGAGGCCUUGUGGCAAUCGGAUGUGGCUGCUGCGGAACGCGCCGUCGCAGUCAUCGAGCAUGAAAAAGAUCUACUCAAGGUCAAAAUCAAAGUGGUGCUGCAAGCCGCUGUUAGGAUACAAAAAGGGGAUCUGACUGGCAUCGAGCUACUCAAUGAAACCGAUGCCUUACAAAAGAAGAUCAAGAAAGUACUGGGCUAUCGCAGGCCACCGCGAGAGCGAGGACCUGUCGGUCUGGAAGGCGAGACCAUGGCGUUGGCUGAAUUCGUCGUGUGUCUCGCUGGUCUUCAUGCCUGGAUCGAAGCUUGGCGGCUCGGAGUCAAGGCUUUCGAACAAAUCAAAGCGCAAACUUUGGUACUGAGGCGCAUGAUGCGUUGCUCCACGUUGGAAAAACUGCCUGCGCAUCAGGUGCUUGUCGAUCGACUAAGUCGUCUAGGCUACUUUGUCUCACCAAGCGGUUCAGAUGACGAAGAAGAAGAUGACUAUGACGAUGAAAAUGACGAUGAACAAACCCGACCCGCCAAAGCCUUAGAUAUCCUUCGUGGACUUGCAUAG
This is a messenger RNA of Zychaea mexicana, 2082 nucleotides long. RefSeq lists its product as uncharacterized. NCBI's taxonomy places the organism in Eukaryota, Fungi, Mucoromycota, Mucoromycetes, Mucorales, Lichtheimiaceae. Bases 1 to 2082 code for a protein of 693 amino acids. The record is from RefSeq and is a predicted model, not a curated record. The transcript has 2 exons. Gene Ontology annotation, molecular function: protein dimerization activity.